AUGCUAGGUAUUACAGAUUGGUUAUUUAAUAUAAUCAUACCAGCAUUUUCGAUUGCUGUAGCAAAUGUAUUACUAAUUAUUCGAGUAAUAUGUCGUUCAACCUUAGUAAGAUAUAAUGCUGAGCGAACGAAAAAGAAUAGAAAAAUGACGAUACAAUUACUUGCAAUUUCAUCACUCUUUCUUAUAUUUUGGUUACCGAUUGCGGUUACUGGUUUAAUUCAACAAUUUUUCUAUCCAACAUUUCUUAUUUAUAUUCAAUUUAAUAUCUUUUUUUAUUUAAUUUAUUUUGUUCAACUUUUUUUGCCUAUUGCUUGUUUAGUUUUUUUACCGGAAUUGAAAAAAACUGUAACUGUGAAAAUUUGUCGAUGGAGACGAAGAACUGCAAUAGGCGAUAUAACAGUUAUACAAAAGGCUUCUACUGUUCGAGCAUUACGCAAUUGA
Rotaria sp. Silwood1 is the source of this 441-nucleotide messenger RNA. Lineage: Eukaryota; Metazoa; Rotifera; Eurotatoria; Philodinida; Philodinidae. The record is from the annotation of a GenBank genome assembly.